Molecule: messenger RNA, 3214 nt
Organism: Corythoichthys intestinalis (scribbled pipefish)
Lineage: Eukaryota; Metazoa; Chordata; Actinopteri; Syngnathiformes; Syngnathidae
Gene: elmod1
Product: ELMO/CED-12 domain containing 1
Exons: 12
Coding region: 178-1182 (334 amino acids)
Molecular function (GO): GTPase activator activity
Source: RefSeq, a predicted model, not a curated record
GCUACAUCCUCACACAACGGCGUCGUCAUGGAGGCGAAGCGGACGUCUGGAGCCGAGUGACGGGGGCUGACACGAAGCCGCACGUCGCCUGCUUUGCCUUGCACCCCCUUUGAAAGGGAAAUAAUAAAAACAGGUACUCCCCCAGCAGCAACUCCAGUGGAAAAAACAGCAGGCAUCAUGAAGCACUUCCUGAGGGUGUUGACCCAGUUCUUCGUGUUCCUCUACUGCAAAUGUUUAUGGAGAGGCCUCAAGUUCGUGGCGCGCAAGCUCACGGGACGCUGCGAGCUACAGCGGAUCUGCUACAACAACAAACACGGCGCCCGCAGGACCCUCAAGAUCGAAUCAUCUCUGAAGUACUCCAAAAAUGAGCUACUGCAGUCCGCUCUCAGCAUCCAUCCCGACAAAGUGGAGAAAACAAUUGACGACAUCAUGGCUCUGAAGAAGAUCAACCCUGACACCAACCCUCAGCUAGGCAUCUCCCUCCAGUCCAGCUUGCUGCAGAUUGUGGGCUACCGGAACUUAUUGGCAGAAGUGGAGAAGCUUCGGCGGGAGCCUUACGAUUCCGAGAACGCCCAACACGAAGAUAUGCUGAUGAAGUUGUGGAAGGAGCUACGUCCCGACACCCCUCUGACUGGACGGAUUUCCAAGCAGUGGUGUGAGAUUGGAUUCCAAGGCAGCGAUCCCAAGACGGACUUCCGAGGCAUGGGCUUGCUGGGCCUCCACGUUCUGCUGUACUUUGCAGAACAUGACAAGGCCGCAGCUCUCCAGAUGCUCCAUGAUUCCCUGUUGCCCAAACACAAGAGUGCACACGGGAGUCAAAGUGAUGCAAACUCAUCUGAAAGGGAGCAGAAUAACAUUGACAAAGCCAUUGGCUAUUCUUUCGCCAUUGUUGGCAUCAACAUCACAGACUUGGCCUACUCGUUGCUGGUGAGUGGUGCCCUAAAGACCCACCUGUAUAACGUGGCCCCUGAAAUGCCCUCCUUGCUGCACCUCCAGCAGACUUUCUGCUACCUGAUGCAGGAAUUCCACCGCUUCUGGAUCGAGGAGGACCCAAGCGACAUCAUGGAGUUCAACCGCGUGCGCGGCAAAUUCCACCGGCGGAUUCUGCGGCAGCUGCGGGACCCCGACGCCACACUAUGCCCCCGCUUCUCGGCCUCCGACCUCCACCUGGUCAACCUUUAAGCCCCACCCACCCCUACCACACAACGUUGGAUGUUGUGGUACGCCUAUCAGUAAAAACAUUCGGGCUUAAUAUCAUGAUUGUGUCACUGCCGGCGGCUUAUAUAAUCACACAGACACGCACACACAGUGUCAAACAUUACUGAUCGACUGUGGUAGUCACUUUUACUUUAACUCAUUCACUGCCAUCGACGGCGAAAAGCGUCCAACCCAUAAGUGGAAUAGAUGUCUAUCGAUGUCAAUGGCAGCCAAUGAAUUAAUAACACUUGGUUGAAAUUCACUGAUUUGCACAAUCUGUAUGUGAAUGACUCAUAGAUAUGCUUUUUAUGAUUAUUUUUGCUUAAUCCUACACCAAAAAAGACACCUCUCAGCUAGUGUUGCACCAAUACCAUUUUUUAGUGUUGGUGAAAGUGAAUUUGUGUGGAUUUAUAUUGAAGUCAGUUGAUGUCUAGUACUAAUAAACUAAUUGGUGGGAUGGUGCAUCUUGGCCAGCGGAAGAACACAUUUUACUUUUUAACUCAUUGGCUGCUAUCGAUGGUGCUUGGACGUCUACGAGUGAUAACCUCAUUAAAAUUCACAUCAGAAGGAUGAUUGGUUGCUGCACGAUUGGACAUCUAUCAUCAUCCUUUUUUUUUUUUUUUUUUUUUAUUACGGUGGUGUGAGUAGCCGGCCGCUAUCUUUUGGUAGGGCGAACAGGAUUGGAAACUAGAUCUCAAAAAGUACAUAUUGCGCAACAUCUGUACAGUAUUUCUUAGUACUUACUCCCUUACACAGAUUAUGUCAUUUUAGUACCGUAUCGGUAUCGGUGCAACACUACUCUCAACCAAAUAAAAUUAAAAUGCAGUGAAAAAAAAAAAAAAGAACAUGUACAUGUAGUAUGACCCAAUUCCUGUAUUUAGUUGACUGAAACACUUUGAAUGUUUGUUUUUAAUGGUGUCUUCAUGACAUUAGAAUGCUUCUCAUUUGCCUUUAAUGAUCAAAAUACACUUUUUUUGUGAAUGUUUCUCACUUUAAUGAUUGUUUCAGUUGAAAUCCAUGGAAUGUGACACUCAGUGUUUGCCGUCAGCCAAAGCAAUAAUUCCCAUUCAUUUCGUGUAGACGAUUUGCAACAUGCUUUUUCUAUAAAAAAGGCUUUAGUCGUUUAGUUUCGUCAUGUUUAGGAUAAGAAAAUAAUAGGCGAAGAUGGGAAGAAAAAACAAGAUGGUUGAUGCAACAGAAAGGUAAUGUUAUACUGUAUUUCUUGAUGUACAUGCUACACACUUAAAGAAAAUAUUACCAUUUGUUUGAAUUAUUUAGCCAAUAUUGUUAAAAUUAUGGCAUAUUAUAUUUACUCAUUGGCCCUCAUCGAUAGUGCCAGACGUCCAAUCAAUUUAAGACAGGGUUGACAGCUAACGGACGAACGUGGGCAUUUACAUGUAAUGCCAUUUUAAAAAAAAUAACAUGGUUUUAUUUAAGAUUGUGUGCUUUAUUCUGAUUUCUUUCGAACUGAAUUUGGCAAUUCUGUUUUGCAGCACCUGUUUUGAUGAUAAAAUAGCACUAAUUGGACAUUAACAAUGAUUCAAAUCAAGUAUAACGCUACUAGACUAAAACUAGCUGAAGUCUCAAACCUAGACACGACAAUGAAACCAAAUGAAAACUGUACAUAUAACUUAUAUAAAACUAAGCCCAAAAAAAUGAGUUACCAGUAAAUGCAGUAAGCACUCGUGGUCACAAACACAAGUGAGUGUCGAAAAAAGCUCCAACUUGGAGCAAGUAAGCACAUGUUGCGUCACCAAAACACGAUUGUGUUCUGUAAUAAUAUAAUGAAGUGCAAUGAAGCGGCAGCCAUGUGCUUUGUUGGCUAUUUCAUUCAUUAGCACUGUUUGCCUUUGGACGUUUUCUUGCCUGCCUACUUUGUGGAGUCUCACUUGGCUUUCAUUAUCUUCUACUGGAUGUUCUGAGUAGAUAUUGUAACGCUGUGAUUUUUUGUCUGUGCUGUGCUUUGGAGAACAGAAAUAAAUAAUAAAAUUGAAAACAACAACGACCAAAAGAAAAA